GGCCACGAGGUUUUGAUUUUCUAACAAAUUUCAGUUCACCGGUUUCAGAGUUGAAGUUUUUAGUGCAAAUUAAAAAUGCCCUCAAGCAACCCCCUACCGCCAAAAGAAAAUGCCUUAUUUAAAAGAAUAUUGAGGUGUUAUGAACAAAAACAGUACAAAAAUGGGCUUAAAUUUGCCAAGCAAAUUUUGUCAAAUCCAAAAUACACUGAACAUGGAGAAACAUUAGCAAUGAAAGGUCUGACAUUGAAUUGUCUGGGUAGAAAAGAAGAAGCAUAUGAACAUGUUAGAAGAGGCCUGAGGAAUGAUUUACGUUCACAUGUCUGUUGGCAUGUUUAUGGUUUGCUUCAGAGGUCUGAUAAGAAGUAUGAUGAAGCAAUUAAAUGUUAUCGAAAUGCUUUGAAAUGGGAAAAGGAUAAUAUUCAAAUUCUUAGGGAUUUAUCCCUGUUACAAAUACAGAUGAGAGAUCUUGAAGGCUACAGAGAUACAAGAUACCAAUUGUUGAUGUUACGACCCACACAAAGAGCUUCAUGGAUUGGUUAUGCUAUGUCCUUCCACCUUCUUGAGGAUUAUAAAAAUGCAUUAAAUAUUUUAGAAACAUUUUUGGACCAACAGCAGAAAGGAAAUAACUUGGACUAUGAACACAGUGAACUUUUAUUAUAUCAAAACCUCGUGAUUCAAGAAUCUGGAGACUUACAAGAAGCCUUAACACAUUUAGAAAACUCUCAAGAACAAAUUGUUGAUAAAUUAACAUUAAAAGACACUCUUGGUCAAUUAAACUUGAAACUGAAACAGUUUGAGAAAUCUGCUAAGUAUUUUGAGGAACUCAUUCAGCGAAAUCCAGAAAAUACAGAUUGCUAUAAGAAACUGAUUCAAGCAAAGCAAGUGAAAAAGCCUGAAGACAUAGUCAAGUUUUAUUUGGAGUAUGCAGAAAAGUAUCCUAAAGCAAUGCCACCAAGAAGAUUACCUUUAAAUUAUGCAACUGGUGAACAGUUUAGGAGUCUAGUGGACAAAUAUAUGAGAAGAUCAUUGUCAAAAGGUGUGCCUCCAUUAUUUGUGGACUUGCGUAGUUUAUAUUCAGACAAAAGCAAAGUGGAAAUUAUUGAAAGUCUGCUGCUACAAUAUGUGGAAGCUCUGAAAAAAGUGGGUAAAUUUAGUGAAAGUGAAGUUAACAAUGGACCUAAAGAACCAGCAAGUGCUUUGUUGUGGGUUUACUACUAUCUAGCUCAACAUUUUGAUUACCUCAAAGAGACUAAAAAGGCUCUUGCUUACAUAGAUGAUGCUAUAGAACAUACUCCAACACUAAUUGAGCUCUUUGUUGUCAAAGGCAGAAUUUAUAAGCAUGCUGGAGAUCCUCAAAAGGCCUACCGUUGGUUGGAAGAAGCCCAAGCUCUGGAUACCGCCGACCGGUACAUCAAUUCCAAAUGUGCUAAAUACAUGUUACGCGCCAACCUAGUAAAGGAAGCUGAAGACACUUGUGCGAAGUUCACACGGGAAGGUGUCUCAGCGAUGGAAAACCUCAACGAGAUGCAGUGCAUGUGGUUCCAAACGGAAUGCGCACUGGCCUAUCAACGAUUAGGAAAAUACGGAGAAGCAUUGAAAAAAUGUCACGAAGUUGACAGGCAUUUCUCGGAGAUAAUCGAGGACCAGUUCGAUUUCCACACGUACUGCAUGCGCAAAAUGACGCUGCGAUCGUACGUUGGUCUACUUAGGCUUGAGGAUGUUCUCCGUGGCCAUCCCUUCUAUUUUAAGGCGGCCAAGUGUGCGAUCGAAGUGUACCUGCAUUUAUUUGACGAACCAUUGAAGGAUGAGAACACUGAACAGGAUAUUUUGACAGAAAACUUGGCUCCCUCAGAACUGAAAAAACUUAGGAACAAACAGCGAAAAGCUAAAAAGAAGGCUGAACAAGAGAGUGCCCAACAAAGGGAGGCGCAAGUCAAGAGGGAUCAACACCACAAGUCAAGACAGCAGGGAGACGUUGAGGCUGACGCUCCACAACUGGACGAGCUGAUACCGGAUAAAUUGGCGAGGGUGGAAGACCCACUGGAGCAGGCCAUUAAGUUUUUGCAACCUCUGCAAUUACUAGCGAAAAAUAAAAUUGAAACGCAUCUUAUGGCCUUUGAAGUGUACUAUAGAAAAAAGAAAGUGUUGCUUAUGUUGCAAUCGCUGAAACGAAUUCAUGCGGUUGACUCGAAACACCCGAAACUGCACAGUUGUUUAAUCCGGUUCCACGAGUUCGUCAGUGCGAACAAAAGUACGUGGGACCUGAGCGUCCAGCAGGUGGUCGCGCAAGAGAGUGAACGCUUCUUUGCUGGCAAAGAUCCUCAAAGGCUGAACAAGGAGUUCCUCGAGGCGAAUCCGAGGAGUUUGCGGGCUGCGUUCGAGAGCGCCAAGGUGUUGUACCGGCUCGACGCAAAAAACCAGAGCCAGGCUAUUAAUUUGGUUACCAGUAUCGACAAUAAGUUCGAAGAUGUAAAUAUUGAAAUUUGUACAGAAGUCCUCCAGUCACUGCAGAACGGCGAUUUCGGUAGCUGCGACGCCCAAAUCGACGAGUACGCAUCGCGCUGUCUCAAGAAGUUCCCGUACGCCGCCGCAUUUCGUCUCAACAGCCCCACUGGCGGUGUGUCCAUCAUCCCCAAUGACGAAUCGGUGACGACAAAUCACGUUACGCAAGCCGGCACCGCCGACGACAACUGUAUCAACAGCAACUGAUGUCGGUCCGGUUGACUACUGGCUAGCCGACCAUUAAAGGACCAUCAUUACCAAUGCCAUUAUGCAUACGCCGUCACAUUAAUACCGGUGUCUUAUUUGCGAAGUGCGAACGUUGAUACAAAAGUGAGUGUUUUUUAAUAAACCGCUGCAGAAUGUCAAAAAAUGGUUUUAUUUACAUAUAUUUCAUAGUUUAGGGUGUGAAGUAGUGGAUGCUACAGUUUCUUUAGUUUUUGAAUUUAAAUCCUUUAUCCCUGUAAUCAUUAUAAAAUGACCAAAUUGUUAAAUUACUCAUUUCGUUAAAUGCAAUUUUUCAGUAAAAGUUUUUUUUUGACAUACUGUUUAAAAUUUACGUUUAUUUCGUACACGUGGUAUCUGAAACACAUACCUCAGGACUUGUAUUAAAUUUGAAAUGUAUCUCGAUCGUUUUAUCGGUUUAUUUAUUUUUCAAUUAAUAUUUCGACUUUUUGAGUCUGAAUAUUCGAAAAAUAUUUUUAGUUAUUAAAACCGUUAAAUUGUGAAUAUUUGCCAAUCAAGCCGAUUUUGCAGUCAUUCGCGAAUUGUAACUAGUGUUUUAUUUAUUCAAUUAUGAACAGUGACUCUGGUGAUAAGACUUAAAAACAGCUAUUUGUAAAUUGUUGGGUUUUUUACUUGUGUGUUAUAGUGAAAUUAAUUAUAAAAUUUAACUCGCAGACCAUAUAUUAAAACAUGAUUUUUUAUUACAUUGACGUCGUUAAUAGGCAAAUAAAUUAUUGCUAUUUUAAAAGUAGAUCCCAAAAAUUACAAUUUUUAUUUCGUUUUGAAUGUUUUAAAUAUGGUCUCAUAAAACUUUGAUUAUAAUAAGACAGUUUAUAAGUAAUAAGUUCUUGUAGUCUGUUUUGUAACUAUAACCAAAGUUUGUAGGAUUUUAAAAUAUUCAUAAUCACAGAACAUGAUAAAUGUAGAUAAUCAUAAUAGGUACUGAAUAACUUUCAGUAUUCUAUUCCAUCAUUGUAAAUUUUGGUUAAUAAAAAAUACUUAUGAA
Molecule: messenger RNA, 3730 nt
Organism: Aethina tumida (small hive beetle)
Lineage: Eukaryota; Metazoa; Arthropoda; Insecta; Coleoptera; Nitidulidae
Product: N-alpha-acetyltransferase 15, NatA auxiliary subunit
Exons: 11
Coding region: 76-2709 (877 amino acids)
Biological process (GO): N-terminal peptidyl-methionine acetylation
Cellular component (GO): NatA complex; cytoplasm
Molecular function (GO): protein-N-terminal amino-acid acetyltransferase activity; protein binding
Source: RefSeq, a predicted model, not a curated record